AUGGGUUCCGUCAACAUUCGUCGCGAUGUCGCUGACCCAUUCUACCGCUACAAGAUGGAGCGCAUCCAGUCCAAGGUGGAGGGCAAAGGCAAUGGAAUCAAGACCGUUAUUGUCAACCUCAGCAACGUGGCUCACCAGCUCGCGCGUCCUCCCAACUACGUGAUCAAGUACUUUGGCUUCGAGCUCGGUGCUCAGACCAACAUCGACCCCAAGGACGACCGCUGGAUCAUCAACGGCGCCCACGAGGCCGGGAAGCUGCAGGACUAYCUCGACGGGUUCAUCAACAAGUUUGUCCUCUGCAAGGAGUGCAAGAAUCCCGAGACGGUCGUCAAUAUCAAGGAUGGCGAUAUCCUCAUGGACUGCAAGGCCUGCGGUAAAAUCACCACUGCCGACCCUCGUCAGAAGCUCUCCUCUUUCAUCCUUAAGAGUGCACCCAAGAAGGGCAAGAAAGACAAGAGCACCAAGAAGGCUGACCGCAAGGCUCGUAAGCUCGCGGGUGAAGAGGGUGGUGACGAGGACGCCWAUGGUGCAGCUAGCCCGGGCGAAAGCGGCUCUGAUCAUGCGGACGAGAACGGAGACGUUGGAAACGACGCCGGUAGUGACGACGAGCUCACACGCAAGAUCAACGCCCAGGCCAAGGAGCUCAACGAGAAGGACGACGAGGAAAAGGAAGUGCAGUGGUCCGUCGACAUGUCCGAGGAAGCCAUCAAGGCUCGUGCCAAGGCGCUUCCCGACGAUCUCAAGGCCAGCUUGGUAUUGGAGAACGGCGAGGAGGAUGGAGAGGGGGGCAACGCCUACGAUGAACUCGGAAAGUGGAUUGAAGCCAAGGCUGAGGAGUCUGGCAGCGCCACCAAGGUCAAUGAUGUCGAGAUCUACCUCAAGGCCAAGGAGCUCGGCGUUGAGAACAAGCACCGCACUCUGACUGUGCUCGCCCAGACCAUCUUCACAGACAACAUGGCCAAGGAAGUCGAUGCUCGUGCUGCCAUGCUCAAGAAGCUCAUCACCUCCGACAAGCACGAAAAGGCCUUCAUGGGCGGCAUUGAGCGCUUCGUUGGUAUCGACAAGCCCAACCUCAUCCCCAUGGUCAGCGCCAUCUUGCUCAAGAUCUACGAGAACGACCUCGUCUCGGAGGAAGUGCUCACGGCUUGGGGAGGCAAGGCCAGCAAAAAGUACGUUGACAUUGCAACUUCGCGCAAAGUCCGCAAGAGCGCCGAGAAGUUCAUCGAGUGGCUGGAGAACGCCGAGAGCGACGAAGACGAUGAUGAUUCUGAGUAA
Messenger RNA from Ramularia collo-cygni, 1275 nucleotides. RefSeq names its product probable translation initiation factor 5 (eIF-5). The transcript has a single exon. Gene Ontology annotation, cellular component: cytosol. The record is from RefSeq and is a predicted model, not a curated record. NCBI's taxonomy places the organism in Eukaryota, Fungi, Ascomycota, Dothideomycetes, Mycosphaerellales, Mycosphaerellaceae. Bases 1 to 1275 code for a protein of 424 amino acids. Gene Ontology annotation, biological process: translational initiation; formation of translation preinitiation complex; formation of cytoplasmic translation initiation complex. Gene Ontology annotation, molecular function: GDP-dissociation inhibitor activity; eukaryotic initiation factor eIF2 binding; translation initiation factor activity.